This is a messenger RNA of Penicillium manginii, 2124 nucleotides long. RefSeq names its product 60S ribosomal eL15 domain-containing protein. Gene Ontology annotation, molecular function: RNA binding; structural constituent of ribosome. Gene Ontology annotation, biological process: cytoplasmic translation. The transcript is spliced from 6 exons. Bases 1 to 2124 code for a protein of 707 amino acids. NCBI's taxonomy places the organism in Eukaryota, Fungi, Ascomycota, Eurotiomycetes, Eurotiales, Aspergillaceae. The record is from RefSeq and is a predicted model, not a curated record. Gene Ontology annotation, cellular component: ribosome; cytosolic large ribosomal subunit.
AUGUCUCGCACUGCCCCACCCGAUUCGGAAGCCACAGUCGCCACGUUAUUUGCAGGCCCCGGCAGCGCCUCAAACUCUACCUCCUCGGUUAGUGAGAAUGUGGGAUUUCGAUUCGUCCUCGACCGCACGGUCCAAACCCUCUCGAGUAACGGCGUCCCCGACUCUGGCUCUGUCUCGGGCCUGUUAUUCGUUCCAAGCCUUAGCCCGAAGGAUCCAUGCAAUGAAGAACUCGCUUCGAUUAUCCCAUCCAAUGUGACCCGGCAUGAGGACGUUUCAGAAUUUGGAUACCCGGUCAUAGGACUUGCCCCAUGGGUAUCUGACGACUGCACUCAAAAGUUCUUGGCUGCCUCACGAGAUGCUGGCACAACAGCUCUUGUUUUCUUCCAACCGAACAAUAAUAAAACGGGACUCCCGCCCCCUGCCACAGACGAUAAUUGGAAGUUGAAAGACGAACGUUGGAGAAGUGACAACGAAUACCCUGUCUACGCCAUCCCAGGACCUGCAGGUACAACUUUGAUGGGAGAAUUAUCGUGGUUCUCAGACGGACAACCCAAGAAUUCAACCCAUAACCGAACCCGAACUACUCGGAGUCACGAGAGUGAUCGGUUGUUUACUAUGAUUGAUACGAAUACAACACCAAACCAAGAGCCCAGCCUCUGGAGCUUUGUGCUCGCAAUUCUAGGAACGAUAGUUGGACUUACUCUCGUUCUUCUUAUUCUGUAUCGAAUCAUCCAGCGCAAACGACGAGAGAUGCUCCGCGAACGCAUUAACUCCGGAGAAGUCGAUAUCGAGCAGCUGGCCUUGAAUCAGCUUAAGGUUCCAAAAGAAACCGUGGAGAAGAUGCCCAUGUAUACCUACCUGGGCUUUGCGCAAGAUUCAGAGACAGAAACUCCCAAAACUCCAGUGGAGACAGAGGCCAUAGAAGUCGACUCGAGCAGCACCACUUCCACGCCAACCCUGACCGAAGGACGAAGAAGCACAGAAAGUGACGGUGGCAUCAAAAAGCCCGAACCAGCUGUGCUUAAGCCCGACGCCAAUGACUCCGACGACUCAAUUUCGUCAAGGAAUCCCUUCCGGUUGAGCCAUACCCAAACCACCUGCGCCAUCUGCCUUGAUGAUUUUGUUGCCGGGACUACAACAGUUCGGGAACUACCUUGCGGUCAUAUUUUUGACCCUGGGUGUAUCGACGAAUAUCUUACAGAGACAAGCAGUCUAUGCCCUCUCUGCAAAAAGAGUGUUCUACCAGCAGGGUCGUGCCCGAUCUCUGUGACCAACGAGAUGUCACCUGAUUGGCACAAAUUCGACACUCGGCUAAUCACUAGCGUCCCACACACAAUCCUCGCCCUCGACUUUGGCAAAGACUCUCUCUCGAACUUUUCUCAGUUGCGACAACGACAACCGACGACCCUGCUCAGCCGACAAGGUACGAUACCACACACUCCUGUCCCUCUCAAUCGCCAUCGCCAUCGAAAUCGACACUCAUUUCCAGUCGCUGACUUCAAUUUCGUCCAGAUGGGUGCCCUCAAGUACGUCGAAGAGAUCCAGAAGAAGAAGCAGUCCGAUGUCAUUCGGUUCUUGCUCCGCGUUCGCUGCUGGGAGCUUCGCCAGCUCGACGCCAUCCACCGUGCUUCGCGCCCCUCCCGCCCCGACAAGGCUCGCCGUCUUGGUUACAAGGCCAAGCAGGGCUACGUCGUCUACCGCAUCCGUGUCCGCCGCGGUGGCCGUAAGUCGACCGCUCGCAAGGGCGCCACAUACGGCAAGCCUACCAACCAGGGUAUCAACCAGCUUAAGUACCAGCGUGCUCUGGCCGCUACCGCUGAGGAGCGUGUUGGUCGCCGCUGCGCCAACUUGCGUGUCCUGAACUCCUACUGGAUCAACCAGGACUCUACCUACAAGUACUUCGAGGUUAUCUGUGUCGACCCCCAGCACAAGGCCAUCCGCCGUGAUGCCCGCAUUAACUGGAUCUGCAACUCCGUCCACAAGCACCGUGAGGCUCGUGGUCUUACCGCUACCGGCAAGAAGUCCCGUGGUAUCAACAAGGGCCACCGUUACAACAACACCAAGGCCGGUCGCCGCCACACCUGGAAGCUCCAGAACACCCAGAGCUACUGGCGUUACCGUUAA